This is a messenger RNA of Schistosoma spindalis, 5351 nucleotides long. The record is from the annotation of a GenBank genome assembly. Lineage: Eukaryota; Metazoa; Platyhelminthes; Trematoda; Strigeidida; Schistosomatidae.
ACUAGAACGUAGGGCGGUACAAUUUGUGGUGAUUGUCACGUUGUUUUUGGAAUCUUUAGCAUGGACCCUACUAGGGUGGUUGAAGCAUUAAGUAAUACUCUGUCGGCGGAAAAACAAGAAAAUGGAACGAAGAUACUUGAUGAAAUGCAUAAAAUUAUUGGAUUUGUUCCCACUCUAUUAAAAAUCAUCCUCGAAGAGACUAUUGAUGUGGGAGUACGACAAGCAGCAGCUCUUUAUUUUAAAAACAACAUCUCUGAAUGGUGGAAGCCCGACGAGCCAGAUGAAUCUGGCGAGUUAAGAUUUUGUAUACAUGAGCAAGAUAAGCAAGCAAUCAGAAGCUCUAUUGUAGCAGCUCUUGUCUCGGCGCCCAUUCCUUUACAAACCCAUCUCCAGGUUGCUCUUUCUAAAAUAAUUAAGCAUGAUUUUCCUACUCGUUUUGAAGAGUUCCCCGAACAAGUGAAACAUUUCUUAGAGUCAAAUGAUCGCCAUCAUCUUCGAGGAGCUCUUCGUUGCCUUUAUGCUUUUGUCGAAGUUUACACAUACAAAAAAAACGAUGAACGCGCAAAUACAGUUUCCACCAUGCAAGUUUUUUUUCCAAUUUUAUAUUCAACGUUGUCGAGUCUCAUCGUUGAAGAAUCUGAAGACUCUUAUGUACUCCAAACGCUCAUUAUCAAAAUAUUCUUUUCAUUUAUAAAUUACCAUUUCCCACUGGAUGCAAUGAACAAACAGUUAUUUUCUCAUUGGAUUGAUAUGCUGUGUACUGUACUCGGUGAUUUCAAAGUAACUCAUUCGGACGCUUCAAGUUCUACCUGGAAACGGCAAAAAUGGGCUUUAAAAAUACUUAACAGGGUUUUCACCCGUUAUGGUAGUCCCGGGUCAGUUAUUAAGCUAUAUCAACCAUUCGCUGACUGGUAUCUUAAAGCCUUCUCAGGCCAAAUAAUAUCAGUACUUCUAAAUAUAUGUGAAGCAUACAGGCAAAAAUCAUUCGUCUCCAAGCCUGUGCUUAGUCAAACACUGGACUAUUUUUCUUCGGCACUGGCUAACUCAUUUUCAUGGAAAUUACUACGGCCACACUUCUCUCUUUUGGUCCGUGAAGUUAUAUUCCCGUUAAUGUCAUAUACUGAAGAAGAUGCAGAAUUAUGGCAAGACGAUCCAGUUGAAUACAUUCGAGCUGAAGCUGGUGAUUGGGGUUCGGUAUCUAGUCCAGCAAGUGCAGCAUCUACACUUUUAAGUGAAGCAUGUGUUAAACGACGUGGUGUUCUUAAUAAUAUAAUGCCGUUCUGCAUUCAUAUAUUAAGUUCCGAGAGUUCUCCUAUUGAGAAGGAUGCUGUUUUGCACAUGUACAUAGCUAUAGCUGAAAUCUUACUGAAAAAGGCUGCAUACAAGUCUCAAUUAGAAUCAUUUCUUGUAGGUCAUGUCCUUCCGACUUUGCAUGCUCCUGAAGGAUAUCGUCGUGCUAGGGCUUACAGAUUACUGGAGAAAUUAUCAGAAGCUAAAUUCAAUGACCAAAAUAUAUUUGCUCAAGUUGUUGAUGAAGUGAGAAAAGCUGCAUGUUUUGAUUCAGAAUUACCAGUUCGUGCGUUUGCUGCACUCUGUCUCUCAGAAUUAGUUCGAUGUCAAGAAACUGCCCAUCAAUUUGUGGCUCCUCAUCUACACGAACUCUUGAUACGUUUAUUGGAGCUUCUUCGGCAAACUGAAUUCGACGAUUUAAACAAUGUAAUCGAAAUAUUAAUACAUACAUUUGAAAAAGAAAUGGUUCCAAUCGCUUCUGAAGUUAUGCAAACAUUGUCAGAUACGUUUCUUCAGCUUGUUAAUAAAUCCGAGAACGGAUUACCUAGUGAAUCAAACGAGCUUGAGGAUACAGAAGAUCUCUUUGAGUACCGGUCUAUAGUUGCUACAAGUGUUUUAGAUAAUAUGGAGUCUAUUCUGCAAGUUGGUGAAGAUAAUGAAAAUCUUGUUGCUCAGCUUGAACCAAUUGUUGUGCGUUUGAUUCAGUCUAUAUUCGACCAUAACUUGAGUGUGUUCUUUGAUGAAGCCCUCACGUUCAUUUUCUCGCUGACAACUAACAAGAUUUCCCCACUUUUGUGGCAACUUUUCGAUCAGCUCUAUCCUGUAUUUAAAAAAGAUGCUUGCGAGUGCUUUUCCGAAAUGAUGCCUUGUCUACAUAAUUACAUAACAGUGGACCGUGAGGCUUUCCUGGCAAAUACUUCACGUAUUGAACAAAUUACUGCUAUGUGUUUAGAGGUGUUCUCAAUGGAUGACCAAGAAAGAUUACAAAUGCAUGCUGCAAAAUUACUUGAAGUUAUUUUACUUGAUUAUCGAGGUCAAGUGAAUCCGUAUGUACCAAAAUAUGUUGAGUUAGCACUUACACGUCUUACACGCCCGCUUGUUUCAAGUGAACUUAGAACCCUCUGUAUGCAGGUGGUAAUUGCUGGAUUACUUUACUCACCUAUGGAUAUGCUUCACAUGAUGAUCGAGCAUCCAUGGCCUGGGACAGAGGUUAACAUUUUGUCCGAAUUCCUUAAACGGUGGAUUCAAGAUGCAGACUGUUUCCUUGGAUUGCAUGAUCGCCGCCUCUGUGUCUUAGGACUUUGUCUGAUUAUUUCUCUUCCGGUUGAUAAACGAACUGAUGCAAUUGUAACACUCAGUGAAAAGUAUAUACCAUCACUUCUACUGCUAUUUUCUGGACUGAAAAAGGCGUACGCAACAAAAGCUUCUAAUCAAAAUGAAGAUGAUUCAGAUGAAGAAGAAUCUGAAACGGAGGAAGAUUUAGAGGGUAAAGCUUUGGGAAGCGAUGAAGAUGAAGUAGACGAAGAAAGUGUUCGUUAUUUAGAAAUGUUAGAGGCAACUGUAAGUUUUUUUGUAUAUUGGAUGUAUUUAUUUUUGUUUCACAAUCGCUUUACAUUGGUUGAGAAAAAAAACAUGUGAGUUGUUAUCUUCUCGCCUUUUUAUUUCUGGCUAAUCAUUUUUUAUGACUUGUUUAUUACUGUACUAUAAUAUUUCUUACAGCAUCAUGUUAUUUAAGGUAUGAAAGUAAAUGACAAAAUUAAUUAGUUCACUUACUACGUACUUAGGUAUGAGUCGCAUUGCAUGUGUAAAUCUAAUGAUACUACUCCUUCGAAUAAGAUCAAACCUGGGACUUAGUGACUAUAAGUCGAAGUCUGUAACUGAUAAAUAGGAACCAAAUUGUUUAAUAGACCUAGUUUACCCAAAACGUUAUAUUCCACCUCAAUCUUCCCAAAUCAAAACAAGAGUUAAAAGGAAACAGUAUGUACUCUAAUAAAUUCAAGCAGCAAAGACACAUCAGUAAAGAUAUUAGAUUUUGUAAAAAAUGUAUAUACGAGUUUUUUUUAUUCCUCCACUCUCCCUUUGACUCGGGUCAUUUUAAAAUACUUCAAUCAGUGUAUUCUGAUUUUAGCCUUUGUUAGAUGUACAUUAGGUAGAACUGUAUCCUUUUAACAAUUUGUGCUAUUAUCUACCCUUAUUCCUAUAAAAUGAUGGUCCCAGUUACAUUCUCUCGAGAAAAUUUAACACUUAAUAGCAAGUUAUUGUGGAUUAAAAGAUGAACUCAUUUAUGGUGCUGUAUUCCUUCGUAAAACGUACAUUAAUUAACAUUGUUUAAUCCUUACUAUUAUAUAUACUACUUAUCAUUAUUUACGUUUGGUGUUUACCUUUUUUUCAACAUCAAUGUUUUUUUUUAGUUUCAUUCUGUAAAUUUUUGAAGAACCAAUUUUAAUAGAAUAACCAUAGUUCAAUGAAACAAAUCAUUUUUCCUAUGUGAUAUGAUUAAUUGUUACGUUUUCAGUAAAGCACACCCCUUUUUACAAAUGCGAUCACGAUAUUUCAGCAUUUUCAAUAAAGGUAGUCAGAAACAGUUAUUCAUUAGCGAAUCCUGUCUUUACUUGAUUCAAGUGUUAUUAAUUUGCAUGGAAAAAGAAGAAAAGCCCUAUUUUCAUCAAUCGACAGUCUUAUUACAUUGUAUUCACUGUUGAAGAAAAAACAGCAUCUUGUAAUAUAAAUACUAACACAACUUCAUGCAGUAGUCACUUUCAAUAAUAUAGUUGAAUUUUUUAAUGUUAGUCACAACCUGGUUAAUAACACUUUGAUGUUCCUAUAGGUUUUAAAUUUUAACUAUAGAAUUUAACAUAUCCAGUUUCAGUUUGUUGCUGACAUGCAAUCGGUUUUUACUUUAGAAAGAUUCAGAAGACGACGACGACGAUGAUGAUGACGAUGACGACGAUGAGGAAGAAGAAACACUCGAGGCGUUCGACACACAAAUGGAUAAAUCUGAAUGUGAUAUGGAUGAAUAUGUGACGUUUUAUCGUGUAAUGACUGAAUUAGAAAGAUCUGAUUAUGCAUGGUAUAGUCAGUUGAUCAAUCAUCUUAGUGAAGAACAACAAAAUGAUCUCAAAGGAGUGGUGGAUACUGCUCUGAAAUGUAUCCAACAAAAAGAGUCUAAAAUUAUUGAACAAGCUGGAGGAUAUACUUUUUCACCAACUAUCCCUAGUAGUUUUGAUUUCGGCUCACCCAAUGGACAAAUUAAAUAAUCUAUGUGUUAUAAACUCUGUUGUAAGGAAUUGAGUAAUAAUUUAUAAUACUUUUUUCUCUCUGUAUAGGAUAUGUUAUAGUCUAAUAACCAUGUAAACAAAAUUUUCAUCAUUACCAUUUAUUUAACUCCAAUAAAUGUGCGCUACCCAUUAUGCUAUUUCUAUUUCAUAAAUAUCUGGUAACUAUAAUUUUGUUCUCCCUUUAGUUUGUUUUCCUUUUAAUCAUUGUACACAUGUAUUCUUCUUUUUCUGUAUGUUCUUAUUUUCAAUGUUUACUAUUUUUCUAUUUUUUUUUGUUUCUUGUCCAACUUACACUAUUCAUUUUUCUUAUAGAUGCUCUUUAUCUGUAAUACUUCUAUUCUCCUCCCCCCCUUCGUGAAUAUUCUAUAUUGCACACAGAUGUAUUUGUGUUUUGUUUUUCUUUUUCAGCAAUCAAUGCAUGAAAUGAAAAACUAACCAAAUAUAUUUAAUUUGUGUUCAAUAGAGAUUUGAUUGUGACUUAUUUGUUGGUAAAUAUUUUUCUUAUGUAUUAAAGGAAAAUUGUGUUUGUUUGUUUUUAAAUCCCUGUUUUCUCAAUAUUAGUUCCCCCUUCUUUCUUUUUAUUUAAAAAAAAAAGAAUAAAAAUCUUAAUAAAGACUGCAUUAUAAAACUGUGGUUAAUUUCUUCGCUUAUUUUUGCUCUUUUUAAGACAUUUAAUCUCUCAGAUCGCCGCUUUUUGAAAAAAAAUAUACAUAAUUAGUACAGUGUUAUAAUCCUCUAUGAAAUCUGAUUUACUUUUACAAAAUAAAAUCUAUUCAGUUUUGC